Molecule: messenger RNA, 1086 nt
Organism: Peronospora belbahrii
Lineage: Eukaryota; Oomycota; Peronosporomycetes; Peronosporales; Peronosporaceae
Source: the annotation of a GenBank genome assembly
AUGCACCAGACGCUAUUGUAUCGCUCAGUGCUAUUCUCAUAUUUUUUAUUCCUUAUUACAACUCUGACGACAGUCGUAAACGCAUCUGAAUGCAGUGCGUGUGGAUAUGUAGCCAAGAACUGCAACGCUUCGAGUGUUCGUGACUUUAUCGAUGUCUGCGAUGUCAAAGGAGACAUUCAAGUCGAUGAUGUAUUUUGUGAUGACAAUGAGUGUCAAUGUGCCAAUGGUCACAAGUGCGUGAGCACUGUCGUAGGCUGUUCAAACAUUUUUAAAGCACGGAAUCGACGUCGUUGUUUGGGUAACGUGACGUUAUCUCGACGCUUUGAAAAGUGUGCCAGAUGCCAAGGACUUACAACAUUGAAUGCAUCUAACGUAGCCAGUGAUUGGAUCUACUUCAAGCAGGGCAAUAAAUGCCAGUCCACAGACUGUCUGGCUGUCAAGAUGUUUCAUCAUAGCGGCCUUGUGCAAUGUGGACAUUUGUUGGCGGUGUGGAAGACACCAUUAUCUCACUUGAAUCCUUUGGAGACUAUGUUGGCUAGCAGCUUUGGAGGAGAUACGAUGUAUCAUUUCAUCGCGGACGGUUCUCGUGCGAGUGAUAUGAAAGCUGGAACCUUCGUCUACUCAGUUCCGUGGUCUUCCAAAACAGUAGCUUUGGAAACAAAGCAGGCGAAUAGCACAUGCAUCAAAUCGUGCUAUGUGCUGCAGACACGGAAUCAACCUAAUGGUACGUGUGAAGGCUUGUACCUGCAAUUUGACGCCAGCGUGCGGUUUGCCAAAAGUGACGAGUACGUGUUGUCCAAGUUGAGUUGGCCGGUGUGGGUUGCUGUAGUUGCUAGCGUGGCUGCAGCCAUCUCUUCGUUUGUUAUCAUGGGCAUUGUAAUAUACCGUUUUCACCACAUGGACACGUCGUCUGUCGAGACUGGUGAAGAUAGCGGCCUUUUGGGGAAGCUUGAGGAUUUGCGCGUUCGCGGAGGAUCUAGCCUCAUGUGUCCUACUGGUCUGAGGUCCACGUCGCCAGCCUCCGGCAGAGGCCUAAUGAGUCCUGAUCUACGUCAGCGUGCAGCACCCGAUGCAGACCAAAGCUAG